AGAACUGGUGUGCCUUGCAAAGACAAAGGAAAGUGACGCAGACUCCACCACAGGGCUCAAAUGGACACAAAGAGCAAAGAAGAGGAGAACACUUUCAAUCAAAAACGACUUAAGGUCUCAUCAGGAGGACAAAUGGACAUGGAUUUAAACUCAGAAAACUCCUCAAAUGGCUUCUCAACACAGAUCAACUUGGAGAAGUUGCACAAGAUGGCUGCAGAGCUGAUACUGCUGGGAAAAUUCCUCCUGAAACUCCUGAAUGCUGCUCUGGUAUUUGUAACAGACUUACUGGCCAGGAUUUUAGGAAGCAAACUGGUGAGAGGACACUUCCACCUGAUGCUGUCUGCGUUGGUGCUGUUUGGUCCUGUGCUCAGCCUCUGGGUGCCAAAAUACAGCAUCUUCGCUAACAGCAACAACUACCUGUACAGGAAGUUCCUGAAGUCCACUUUGGGCUGGACCUGCAUCUUCUCAGGUUCCUUCAUCCUUCUCCUCUCCAUCUCAGCCCGUCACCCUCGCUCUCUCCUCCUGCGCCACCUCUCCCGGAUAGGUGUGGUGGGGCUGCUGUGGUGGGUCUGUCAGCGUCUCCUCACCCUGCUAGAGGACGCAUCAGGAACCUGUUAUGAGCCUUUGACCCCUGCCCGGGAUAUCCAAGGCUCCUCGGUACAGCUGCUCCUGCAUGAAGACCGCACAAAGCUCUCCUGCCUCAAAGCCAACAUGGUGUGGAGAGGUUACGAGGUGUCCCAGGACGUGCUCAUCGUCUGCUUGUGUUGCCUGCUGCUUGUGGAGGAAAUGUCUGUGUUUGGGCCUCACCUAGCUCAAGGCAAGAUGUCACCUGGAGCCCCUUUGAGGUUCAUCUUCCUCCUGUGUGUAGUCCUUCUCUCUCUAUCGAUGUUCCUGCUGCUGUGUUUGCUUGCACACUUCCCAAAGUUCCCCGCCCAGCAUCUAGGAGGAGCUCUGGGCUACCUGGGAUGGAGGGUACUCUAUCAGGGGUGGUACAGACUCAAACCGAGCUGGGGCUGUCCUGCUUUGCCGGGAGAGGGGCUUUUUACCACUACGGACACCCACAAACCUCAGUCGUUUAAAAAGCCUCAAUAGAUCAUGUUAUAGGGACGCUACAGUAACCUUUAAAGCUCAGGCUCAAGUCAAAAUGGCAUCUGUUAAGGGUUGUGUAGAGAUGAUACAACACCAUAUAUCUCUGGCACCAUAUGAAUAUGCAAAUGACUACAAAUACACAGAAAAGUUCCUGGAGAUCAUUUUAGCAUCCUCAGGAAUGAAUGCUUUCAGUCCUAACUGCCUGUACGGGAAUGACAAUCAGAAAAGGUGCUUUGUAUUCUCCACCCUUGGCAUAUGGUAACAUGUUGCAAAAAGACUUUGAAAUGAAUGAAUAUAUAAUAUCGUCACAUGCUUUUACAAAUGAGAGCACAAGGUUUUACGUCAUGGUAAAAAUGUCCAGUUUGAAAUGAGUUUGUUUUUGGUUCCUUUCAUGAAAUGUCAUUUAAAAAAUGUAUGUUGCCGUCCGUGUUGUCCAGGUCUUCCUUUAAAAAGAAAUGAUUAAAUUGCGAUAAAUAAGUCAAUAUUUAUGUGGAACCAGGGUUUAAAUUCCAAUUCAGACAAACAUGAGAGCAGACAAAGUAUCGGAGUAUUUUGCUUUAUUUAGUAAUCUGAAACUAAAUGGAGGCACAAUGAGAAAAUGAAAACAUUUUUGUCAGAGCGGUGUCUUGUUACUCGAGUGUCACACUACACUGGUUGUAUCUUGUUGGAGAAGCCUGAGAGUGUGUUGCAGUCUCAGUAGAUGAGAGCCUUUCCCUCUCCUCUGGGCUUCUUAAUCUUGUCAUAGUUCUUGUUAAUGAUGUCGAACAGCACAGCCUGCAGAGGGAGAUACAGCGAGAGUCAUCAGUGGAAAUGGUGUGCGAGAAAAAAGAUAUUAGAAAGAUGGACGACGUGCGAGGGAGACAGAAAGGUCAGAGGCAGUAAUAAAAGAGAGGGAGACGCUCUGAUCCAGAGCUGUAAUCGCGUCAAACAGCUCCUUUCAUCAUCACCUGUACCGCCUUGUUCAUUAACAGCAUCAAACACAGGAGGACAAUAGCCAGAGGAAGGAGACAAACACUGAUUAAUGGAUUCGAGAUGGAGCGCCAAUCAAUUUUACACAAGAACAGCAAUUAGUUUAAUUACCCUCCUAUUAAGAAGGAACGGAUUCCAUUUAGGCGCUGGAACAAGACUGGAAUAUUUUAUAGAUAGCGGGUAGGUUUAUAUUUAAAGUGCAGAGCGUGAUUACAGCAGAUGGAAACAUUUAACGUUGAUAAAUGUCAUUUACAAUUUCCAGAUGACGCAGACUGUGAUGACGUCAAAUUGUCCACAGUUGCUAAUUUUAUGCAAUUUCAAAAAUCUGACCCAUUUCCACAUUUCUCUUCACUGAAUUAAAAAUGAAAAGAGUCUUACAUAUGUGUUGCGGAUGUCCAGGACUGCGAGGCGGAGCUCACAGUACUGAUACCGAUCCAGCUCAUGGACCAGCUGUCUGUAGUCUCCCUGCAGCAGAGAGCACACAGCACAGAGCUUAUAUGCAGAAACACACAAUGCACGGCUCAUCCAGUUCCAGAUUUACUCAGAGCAGAACAUUUGUUAUAACAAGCCAUUAUUUUACACACAAAUGGAGCAUGCAGUGUUCAGAUGGCAGACAAUGAAAAUAUUGAAUCAUCAUUUUUAAAUAGGAAUGUGUGAAUAAUGACAAACACUUGUUACCACUCUGACAACAGACAUAUUAGACAUUAGAUACUGACCACGUGGGUUUGCUUGGAGGCUUUGGCCACAGCAUCACCUCUCUCAUUGUAAUAUCUAAUAAACAAACAAAAAGAACAGUAACAAGUCAUAACCAGGAUAUAAUACUGCCUGAAAAUCCCUAAAUGUUCAAAUAUAUUACAAUUCUGAAAUCUAACUCAUUGUGAUUGAAGAAAGAUUGCAACUUGUGGCGGCUGCAGCUUUAAGUGACAGUUAUACGACAGUGCUAUACACUAGUUUGGGGAUUAGUAAAAAUGGUAGGCUAACACUUCCACACAGAUGAAACGGAUUAACUAUUUGUUGAUGUGACUGCACUUUUUCAUUCUCAUUUAAAUAAAUAAUAAAAGA
Molecule: messenger RNA, 3120 nt
Organism: Eleginops maclovinus (Patagonian blennie)
Lineage: Eukaryota; Metazoa; Chordata; Actinopteri; Perciformes; Eleginopidae
Product: fat storage-inducing transmembrane protein 1
Exons: 2
Coding region: 61-1092 (343 amino acids)
Biological process (GO): lipid droplet organization; lipid storage; phospholipid biosynthetic process
Cellular component (GO): endoplasmic reticulum membrane
Molecular function (GO): coenzyme A diphosphatase activity
Source: RefSeq, a predicted model, not a curated record